AUGUCAAACAAGCGUAAGGCUUGUCAAUCCUUCGAAGUUCGUACAUCUAGGCAUCGUGGUCAACCGGACUCCGAAAACAGACCCAGCGAGCCGAAAGCUGUUCUGAUUCCCUCACCGCGCAGUUUCGUGAACGAGGUGGACAAACCUGAAGGGCUAUCCGCGGAGAUGUCUCAAGAGACUCAAAUCAAGCUUGGUGAUCUGCCCGACGAGCUUCUGAUGAUGGCGCUCUUUUAUCUUCGCAACGACAAAUUUUCUCUGGACGCGCUCGCCUUGACUGCUAAACGCUUUCAUGGUACUGUUCGCACGACAAGGAAGAUUACCCGUCCUAUCGCGUUACUUUCAGGCUCAGGUUCAGAUCCAAAAGCAGAUCCAGCCGGCGUUAUCGCUCAGAUUCUUCACUACCUGUGCAGUCUAUCACCUGAUACAGACGCGAGCAUAAUCCAGUCGCAUGCCUCGGGCUUCAAGACACUAUCAAUCGAUCGGCAACACAAAUACAACAAGAAGCUUCCUGCCAAUAUAUUCACAGCAACGAAUAUCGACAUGAUAGCAAAGACGAUUGGAUCCCUGCCCGGUCUGACCGUGAAGACUAGGACCGUAUGGCUGCGCCAGGUGCGCAAUAGAUAUGAACCGGCAGUGGUCGGCCUCUUGUUGACAUUGCUGUCUGGACUGGAGUAUGUCAAUCUGAGUGGCGACCUCACGUGCCUGUGGCAUCUUUUGGGGUGUGUGACCUCCUUCAAGUCGCUCAGCACAUUGCACCUUCGGCAAAUCACGACCGAAGAAUUCCCCGAUAGCUGCUGCUGCCUGAUGAGGUCUCCAAACCUGAAAGAACUCGCCUUCUUCGACAUGUCUCUCACGGGCAGGGUACUGGUUCAUUACGAUCAUCGGGCCUGGUUUUCUUCCAUAAAGCUAUCAGUCACAACCCUCCGGCUGAUUAGAUGCUACCUCCCCAGCUACAUGUGGUUACAGUUGCUUGAAAUGUGCAUGAACCUAGAAGUUUUCGAGUACACCAUCAGCCUCGCACUGUGCGUUAAAGAAGGGCCUGAACCAAUCUGGCACACCUCGGUUUGGCGCUCCCUGCUCGAGCACAAGGCUUCGUUGAGGCGCCUCGUUCUCACCGGUUUUGCAGGCGCUAUCACGGAAGGCAUGUUUCUCGCCGAUCUCCGCGAGUUUAGCAAUCUUCAAUACUUGGAGGUCGACCAGAAUUUUCUGCUUCCAUCUAGAAUCCCAGCCGAUUUGCAGGUGGAUUAUGAGACACUGCUGAACCACCUCCCGAAGUCGCUCAAGACUUUCAAACUUCAUGAGUGUACCUCUCAAGUUGCCAUCAAAAUUCUGGAAAUGGCCGCACACAACUACUGGUCUGAGCUAGUCACCUUGAAGCUGGCCUACCUUCCACGACAGAAAGGGCUUUGUGCGACGCGCGCAAGCUUAGAGAAGCUCCGGAGUAGAUGUGAAGAGAAGGGUAUCAGUGUUCUCAUAGAAGAGACUGAGGUAGUGACAGAGUACACUGGAAUGGUUCUGUCAUCAAUCGAGCGUAGGCGCCUUGACUGGAGUUUUUAG
Molecule: messenger RNA, 1557 nt
Organism: Alternaria viburni
Lineage: Eukaryota; Fungi; Ascomycota; Dothideomycetes; Pleosporales; Pleosporaceae
Exons: 1
Coding region: 1-1557 (518 amino acids)
Source: RefSeq, a predicted model, not a curated record